AUGGCCCCGGUGUGCGAGGCCCCGGGCGAGGUGGAGGUGCGGCGCGAGGUGACACGGCGUCUCGCGUCGACGAUGGGCGAGGUGUCGACCGAGCUGGCCCAGGCGCCCGUCGAGCUCGAGUCGGCCUGCCAUUUCCCCUUCGCGCCCGACGGGCUGCCGAUGCUCGGCGCGGUGCCGGGCACGCCCGGCGCCUUUGUCGCGACCGGAGGCGGCUGCUGGGGCAUCCUGAUGGGCCCCGCCAUCGGACUCGGCGUCGCGGAGCUCAUGCUGGAUGGCGAGGCCACUUGGGACCUCCGCCCCUUCAGCCCGGGGAGGUUCACGUGA
Emiliania huxleyi CCMP1516 is the source of this 324-nucleotide messenger RNA. RefSeq lists its product as hypothetical. Gene Ontology annotation, molecular function: oxidoreductase activity. Lineage: Eukaryota; Haptophyta; Isochrysidales; Noelaerhabdaceae. Bases 1 to 324 code for a protein of 107 amino acids. The transcript is spliced from 2 exons. The record is from RefSeq and is a predicted model, not a curated record. Gene Ontology annotation, cellular component: cytoplasm.